This is a messenger RNA of Iphiclides podalirius (scarce swallowtail), 681 nucleotides long. The record is from the annotation of a GenBank genome assembly. NCBI's taxonomy places the organism in Eukaryota, Metazoa, Arthropoda, Insecta, Lepidoptera, Papilionidae.
AUGUCCAAGAAACCAUUAGGCCCUGGCCCAGGCGCUUACGCCCUGCCCCCGACGGUGGGCUACCGUCAGCACGACCCAUCCCGAUACCGGAACCCCAUGUACUCCCUGGGGGCGGCCGUCGGCUUCCGCGCUCCCCCCCUCAGUCCUGGUCCAGCGUACCGCAUCGAAAAAGUCACCAGGGAUGGUAUAAUGACUUCGCCCGCCUGGAGUUUCGGAGCCAGAUUGGGCGCGCGCAGCACGCUCCGCACGCCGGGGCCGGGCGCGCACGCGCCGGAGCGGUGCCCGGCCGGCGCCCGCGCGCCGCACUACUCGCUGGGGGCGCGGCCCGAGGUGGCGCCGCGCCGCGUGGGGCCCGCGCCCAACGCGUACGCGCCGCAGCUGGGCCCCGGCACGCCCGCCUACACGAUGGCGGCGCGCCUCGGCGUCGCUCCGCCGGCGCGCUCGCCCGGCCCCGCCGUCUACUUCCAGCAGGACGCGGACGUUUACAGGACGAGACCGCCGUGUUACACGCUGGCAUCGCGUUUGGUGGGCGCUGGGAAAGCCACACGCACCCCCGGCCCCGCCGCCUACCCGCCCAAUCUCUACAACACCAAAAAGAAUCCAUAUUCUUACUCUUUUGGCACAAAGCACAACGAAUAUGCUCCUCCCAUGAUCAUUAAGGAAGACACAAUGGAUUGUCUA